CAGGUGCACAUGGUAUCUGUUACCUUUCCAGGCGCUACCAAUUAUCUAAAGGUAGAAACAGCAACAUUUGAGCGAUCCUCUGAUCCGAUAGGCUCUCCAGAUCCCAGUGGGCAAGUAACUGAAUAAGUCGGUGCUUAUAAUACAAUAUUAAGGAGCACCUCCAUUCCAGAAGGUGGUACGUCAGGCUAGAAAUGUUACCUAGGCAGCUGCAGAGAGGGGAGGAGGAAGGGACUAAAUGAAGUCUGUGACUAGAACAGGGAGACUGGAAAUAGCUGAAUGGAAGAAGCGCUGCUUCGCUUACCUUUACGUUGGAAACGUCUUAUCUUAGCAACGCUUGCAAUGGGCUUUACUAGAAUUUAAAAAUGUCUGCAAGUCUGGGGCGUUGGAAUGAAAGAUAUCACAGCACAUGAAUAAUGAAAAGAACAGAUAAACCACUGGCUUACCUUUCUUUGAAACGCGGCUGUGCUGUAGGGACAGCGGUUUGCACCCGGAGUAAGGACUCUGUGAGAUCAUUCACAAUACUUCCACUCCAGCUCAGACAGGAAGAAGAUUACUGACUUACUGCAGUGUGUGAAAACACAGGACCAGAGCUAAAUCUUUUUGGAUGCAGGGAUCACAAGGAUCAAUUGGGAUGGGCCGGCCAUGGUACUGGAACUGACUGGUAAACAUCUAAUGCGCUUGAGGCAAAAUGACAUCAUACCCUCACUUUAAUCUGGCCAAGCAUCAUGGAGACAAUUUGUCUGUUUCUUCUUUAGAAUCUAAUGUAUUUUGUAGUGAGGAACACCUUAAUGAAAACCCUUUGGAUUUUUUUAUCAUAAAUGUCGGAGGUAGCAGGUUUGUUUUGUCCCAUGAGAUGCUGUCAUCAUACCCAGAGACACGUCUCGGUAAGUUGGCGCUAUCAGAGCGAGCAGCUGCUAUUGAACUCUGCGAUGAUGCUAAUUUCACUGACAAUGAGUACUUCUUUGACAGAAGCUCACAGGCAUUUAAAUAUAUAGUGAAUUAUUACAAAACAGGACGACUGCAUGUGAUGGAGGAACUGUGCGCUAUUUCUUUCCUUCAGGAGAUUGAAUACUGGGGCAUUGAUGAGCUCUGCAUUGACUACUGUUGCAGAGAGAAAUAUUACAGGAGAAAGGAAAUGAGUGAAACACUAGAUAUGCGAAGAGAUGUAGAAGAACUGGAAAAUGAAGAAGAGGAUUUUUCUGGGAUUGUUUGUGAGAAUGUAAGGCAGAAACUGUGGGAUGUUUUGGAGAAACCAAAUUCUUCUGUAGCAGCAAAAACUUUUGGAACUCUUUCAAUUAUUUUUGUUGUCCUGUCUAUUGCAAACAUGGCUCUCAUUUCCUUGGAUGUUAGCACACUGGAACCACCAUUCCUAAAUGCUUUAGAAUAUGUCUGCAUAUCUUGGUUUAGUCUGGAGUUCCUACUUCGAUUCCUGUGUGUAAAAGACAAGUGCAAGUUCCUGAGAAGUGUUGUAAAUAUUAUUGACAUUUUGGCUAUUUUGCCAUUUUAUAUAACUCUGAUGAUGGAAAAUCUGUACGGAGAAAGUACAGAAUUAGAAAAUGUAGGACGGGUGGUUCAGUCACUCAGACUUAUGAGAUCUUUGAGAAUGCUCAAACUCGGCAGACACUCAACAGGUCUUAAGUCGCUAGGAAUGACGAUUGCUCAGUGCUACGAAGAAGUAGGUCUGCUGCUCCUGUUUCUUUCAGUGGGCAUUUCCAUAUUCUCUACAGUAGAAUAUGCUGUUGAACAUAAGAUUCCGGGAUCAACAUUCUCGAGUGUACCUAAUGCGUGGUGGUGGGCAACAACCUCCAUGACUACUGUUGGUUAUGGAGACAUUCGACCUGAAACAACUGUAGGGAAACUGGUGGCCUUUCUGUGCAUAUUAUCUGGAAUUCUAGUUUUAGCUUUGCCUAUUGCCAUUAUAAAUGAUAGAUUUUCUGCAUGCUAUUUUACUUUGAAGUUGAAAGAAGCAGCACUUCGACAUCGAGAAGCUUUGAAGAAACUCACAAAGAAUACGGCAAUUGAUCCCAUUGUCAAUAUCAAUUUACGAGACCUGUAUGCUCGCAGUAUCAUGGAAAUGUUACGUUUACGCACCAGAGAACGGGCAAGCACCAGAAGCAGUGGAGGGGAAGACCUCUGGUGGUAGCAUAACAUUUUUUUUAUUAUGGCCAGUAAGCACACCAUUUCUGUUUUCCAAGUUGGAAAAACUUAUGAUUAAGUAUUGUACGUGUCCAAGUUGGGUACAUUAGAAAAUCAACAUGCACAACACCACUCAUACUGUCUAUACUUGAUCUACAGUGUUUGAAAAAAAAGCAUUUUGUAUGGGUGUAAAAAAAAAAGAAACUGGUUCAAAGUUUUUUAAAGAAAUACUAAACUGCAGUAAAUUGGUUUAUUUAUAUAUUUUAAGAUAAUCAGAUGACAAUAAAUGUAGACCUGUUUGGAGUUAUGUAACUUUAAACUACUUAUUGUAUUUUAAGCCUGUUUAUGUCAUUGCACACUUUUCUAUGUGCUUGUAAUAAAAUAUAUAACUUUAA
Protopterus annectens (West African lungfish) is the source of this 2531-nucleotide messenger RNA. It is a transcript of the gene KCNV1, whose product is annotated as potassium voltage-gated channel modifier subfamily V member 1. Lineage: Eukaryota; Metazoa; Chordata; Ceratodontiformes; Protopteridae. Gene Ontology annotation, cellular component: voltage-gated potassium channel complex; membrane. The record is from RefSeq and is a predicted model, not a curated record. The transcript is spliced from 5 exons. Bases 689 to 2143 code for a protein of 484 amino acids. Gene Ontology annotation, biological process: potassium ion transmembrane transport; protein homooligomerization. Gene Ontology annotation, molecular function: voltage-gated potassium channel activity; protein binding.